ACCCAGAAAAAUUUAUGAUAAGCGAUAACACUAUUAUUACUAGCAUGGAGUCUCUCUUGUUUCUUUCGUUACUUGAUGUUGAAGAUAAUAGUAUAGAACUUCCUUUAUUAUUUUGGUUAUUUAAUACAAAAAACAGUAGCAGUAACAUGGAUAUUAGCUUUCAAAAUAUCUGUGAAAUAGAAGGUGAUUUGAAUAUAUAUGAAAUUACUGCACUAGUUCAAGAAGACUUAUUUAAAGAUAAUAAAGACCCAGAACUACCUUAUUUUAAUAUGCUGCCAAAGAAUGAUAUUGACCAGUUAGUUGUAUAUGAAACUUUACAAAUAACUAAUAUAAGAGAGUUAUUAUUUCCCAAUGAAUUAUCAGAAAGCAUUAAUAAGAGCGAUG
This is a messenger RNA of Dentiscutata erythropus, 384 nucleotides long. Lineage: Eukaryota; Fungi; Glomeromycota; Glomeromycetes; Diversisporales; Gigasporaceae. The record is from the annotation of a GenBank genome assembly.